Messenger RNA from Aspergillus terreus NIH2624, 468 nucleotides. Its product is annotated as trafficking protein particle complex subunit. Gene Ontology annotation, biological process: regulation of GTPase activity; endoplasmic reticulum to Golgi vesicle-mediated transport. Gene Ontology annotation, cellular component: cis-Golgi network; trans-Golgi network; TRAPP complex. The record is from RefSeq and is a predicted model, not a curated record. The coding region runs from base 1 to 468 and encodes 155 amino acids. NCBI's taxonomy places the organism in Eukaryota, Fungi, Ascomycota, Eurotiomycetes, Eurotiales, Aspergillaceae. The transcript is spliced from 3 exons.
AUGUCCCUCGACGCCCCCACCUCCCCCUUCACCACCGACCCAACCGCCCGCCUCCUCAGCGCCUCCUGCCUCGACUUCCUCCUAAUAGAGCUCGUGCCCAUGGCCGAGCGCCUGGCAAAAGACCUCUCCAGCGCCGAGCACGCCCCGGACGACGACGAGCUGCGCGAAACCACCUUCUUCCGCCUCGAGACGCUGGGUUAUAGAGUUGGUCAGGGUCUUGCGGAGCGCUUCGCGCGAGACCGGCCUCGCUUCACGGAUAAUCUCGACGUGAUCAAGUUCCUAUGCAAGGAUUUGUGGACGGUUCUUUUCCGGAAACAGGUUGACAAUCUCAAGACGAAUCAUCGGGGAGUCUAUGUUCUGACGGAUAAUUCUUUCCGGCCGUUCGCGCGGAUGAGCAUGUCUGUUCGUAGUGAGGCGGUGUCGAUGGCUCAAGCGGUAAGCUACCUGACAUACGAGCGACCAGAGUAA